AUGGAUAUCUCUUACCCUGUCUCACAUCAUCAAUCAUUUAAAUUAGAAAAUUUAAAUCAAACAAGUGAUGUCUAUUAUAAGACCUACGGUAAAUUGAUCGAGCACAUGAAACAGAAUUCAAUAACAAAAGAAGAAACGUCGACUGACAUUGAAAUACACCAGGACCAAAUAACAAAACGAAUCGUCAAACGGAAACAGGAGUACGAAGAUGACACAAAAAACAGCCGAAAAUUGCCAGCAACUGGAAUUCUAGCGCUUCAGAUUGUUCUCACUCAGGCGUGUAAUCAGCAGUUUAUUGGAAUAUCACAACGACAGGCAUCGUACGCCACGUGGCCACAAGAUAUCCCAUUACCAUCUGUCGAUGAUAUUGUUCGGGCUGGAUUCUUUUAUUCUGGCAAGAAAACGAUUGUCACUUGUUUCUAUUGCAAUGGAUCGCUUCAGAACUGGGCGGAAAAAGAUAAUCCAAUGAUUGAACACGUUCGAUGGUUUCCACAGUGUCCCUAUGCAAGACAAUUGUGUGGGGAUGAUCUGUAUCAGAAAAUUCAGCAAUUAAAAUGGAUUGCUCAACAAGCAAAUUCUCAGCAACAAAUAUCGACCGAAGUCUCAUUAUCGCUACCAAAUGUAAACCCAACUAUCCGAAACAAUUCCUCGUCGAAUCUGUUAUCGAUACCAGAUGAGAGCACAUUAUCAAGAUUUGUGGCUGCGAGACUCGAUUUACCGGUAUCUCAACGAAUGUUAGACAAAUUCAGAUUAUCCAUAAUUAAACGGUGUUACGAAGAUCAAUUGAGAUUAAAACUUGAGGAUUUUGUGAGCGACAACGAUCUGUAUAUGGCAUGUUUAAUUCUCCAAAAACAAAUUGAAGUUAUCGACGGUAAAAAAGAAAAUAUUAUCAUUCCAUCAAAGCACUUACAAGAAAUAACGGAGAAAAAUAAACGCGAAGUGAUAAUAGAUCAAACACAUUUAACGAUGAAACAAGAUGAGACUGAAGAAAUGGUCACAUCGACAGUGGCUGACAAUGUUGACAAAAAUGGUAGGCAGAAAUAUUUUUAA
Molecule: messenger RNA, 1050 nt
Organism: Didymodactylos carnosus
Lineage: Eukaryota; Metazoa; Rotifera; Eurotatoria; Philodinida; Philodinidae
Source: the annotation of a GenBank genome assembly